AUGUCAAAAGCAGAGAGAAAGGGAAGAAAGAAAGAUGCUCUUGAAAAAUUCAUUGAAAGCGAUCAACCCGUGUUGAUGUCCAGUCUGAAUCAACUAAGAUACAACAUUCUAUGUGAAGGUUUGAAGCAAAAUGAGCGUGGUGUGUGUCCAUACAGAGCAUAUGUGUGGUCUAUUUUAUUGCGAGCCGAACCAGUGGAAACAGACUAUUAUGUGGAGCUUCUACAACGUGGAAAGUCACACUCUUUCACCAAAAUCUUGAACGAUUCGUUCAGAACAUUCAAGAAAGACAAAAACUUCACAUCCAAGGUCGACAACCAGACACUUAUUCGUGUUCUCAAUAGCUAUGCCUUGGAGGUUGAAGAAUCUGCGGAGACUGGCGUUUCGCCAUAUGUUCAAGGAAUGAAUAUCUUAGUGGCACCAUUUGCGUACGUGUGUAAAAGUGAGCCCGAGAUCUUUGCGCUGUUUUCCAGGUUGCUCAUUAAGUACAUUCCAACAUACGUGACACCAAAUUUGUCGGGGGUGAUCAACGGGGUUAAGUUGGUGGAUAUCCUGCUUGGACUGCUUGAUCCAAAGCUUUUCCACCACUUGAAGUCCAAAAUGCUCACCGCCAAGAUAUAUGCUUUCCCACUAGUACUCACAUUAGGUGCUUGUACUCCCCCAUUAAGCGAGGUUCUCGUGCUAUGGGACUUUCUUUUUAGCUACGGUGUGCACUUGAACAUCUUCUUUAUCAUCGCACAACUUGUUUUGAUCCGAAAGCAGCUAUUAGAAUCGGAUAAUCCAAUGGUGCUUCUUCGGCAAUUCCCGAGAUUGGACUCCAAACGCAUCAUCAAACUUUCUCUGAGUUUCGUGAAGGUGAUUCCAGACGAUUUGUACGAUCUUAUUGUGCGACAUACUGUGAGUGAGGCAGUAGGUGAAGAGAUAAACGAGUAUUCGAGGCAGAACCUUUCGAAAUAA
Brettanomyces bruxellensis is the source of this 954-nucleotide messenger RNA. RefSeq lists its product as uncharacterized. Gene Ontology annotation, biological process: activation of GTPase activity; negative regulation of septation initiation signaling. The record is from RefSeq and is a predicted model, not a curated record. NCBI's taxonomy places the organism in Eukaryota, Fungi, Ascomycota, Pichiomycetes, Pichiales, Pichiaceae. Gene Ontology annotation, cellular component: mitotic spindle pole body. Gene Ontology annotation, molecular function: GTPase activator activity. The transcript has a single exon. Bases 1 to 954 code for a protein of 317 amino acids.